AUGCCCCCUAGCACUCCUAGCCAACGUCGACCUCAGCAGAAAUUUAAUAGUCCAAAUGCUGAUAUGAUUCGCUUUUCACCUAGGAGUGGUUUAAUGAACAAACUUAACAUUGACCCAAAGAAUGUUGAUUGUCUGCAACUUUGUAUGGAUGUUCCUUUCCUUGAUCAUCCUUAUCUAAUUGGACCUCGUGGAAGGAAAAGCCAGUACUUCAUGACACGUUACAAAUCAUUGCUACACUUUCCUGAUACUAAUACUCGACCUGAUGGACUCAAAUUGAACAACGUUUUGAUUAGCGGUUCAAUGAAGAAUGUUGAGGAAAUUCGUUCACAGAUUCGUUUGCGCACUCCAAUUCGUGUUAUUGUCCAGAUUGAGGCUUCUAAUCCGCGUCAAUUUGUUUCACGCAUAGAGGAUAAAAUCAACGAGCAAUCGUUGCCUAUUCGCUUUAAUGUCUCCGAUGACUUUACCAAUGGAGUGUUGAAAACUGAGUGGCGCAAUGAAGAACUUCUCAUAGAAUUCUUUAAUGAAAAUUUCCAACUCAAACAGGGCAAGAAGAGUUCCUCAAACGAUUUGUUGACUUUUGCUUAG
This is a messenger RNA of Meloidogyne enterolobii, 585 nucleotides long. The record is from the annotation of a GenBank genome assembly. NCBI's taxonomy places the organism in Eukaryota, Metazoa, Nematoda, Chromadorea, Rhabditida, Meloidogynidae.